Molecule: messenger RNA, 5426 nt
Organism: Periophthalmus magnuspinnatus
Lineage: Eukaryota; Metazoa; Chordata; Actinopteri; Gobiiformes; Gobiidae
Gene: ppp3cb
Product: protein phosphatase 3, catalytic subunit, beta isozyme
Exons: 14
Coding region: 427-1980 (517 amino acids)
Biological process (GO): calcineurin-NFAT signaling cascade
Cellular component (GO): calcineurin complex; cytoplasm; cytosol
Molecular function (GO): calmodulin-dependent protein phosphatase activity; calmodulin binding
Source: RefSeq, a predicted model, not a curated record
GCGUCUUCCCCAUCGCCCUGUAACCUCCGCACAGUCCACCACCCACUCCACACACCCCUCCUCCUCCCUUUAACGCAUAUCUGGAGCCAAGCAUGCCACAACAGCCGCCUGGUAUCUACCUCUCCUCUCUCAAAGUCCGCAGCGCGCAGGCAGGUUUCUCUGGUCCGAGAGUGCAGCGCGGAGCCUGUACCAAGUGAUGCCACUUCCACUGCGGCCCCACCACUGCCUCCGCCGUCAACACACACCGCCUCUGCCGCUCCAUCUGCCAGUCGCCUGCAGCUUUCGAGAGGACCCCACUGCAUCCCACCUAACAGAAGCGUCCUGAGCCUGGGCAGCGAGCAAGCCAAGAGAAGACAGAUACGCAGGGAAGAAGGAUAGGAGGAGAGGCGAGGAGAGCCCCCCCUGGUUCCCCCCUCUGUGGUCAGGAUGUCCGACUGCAACGCAAGUCCAGCAGACCGGGUGAUCAAAACGGUCCCCUUCCCCCUGGCCCACCGGCUCACUAUGAAGGAGGUGUUUGAUGCAGAGGGUCGGCCGCGGGUGGACCUGCUCAAAGCCCACCUGACCAAAGAGGGCCGUCUGGAGGAGACUGUGGCACUGCGCAUCAUCGACGAGGGGGCAGCCAUCUUGAGACAGGAGCGCACCAUGUUGGACAUCGAGGCGCCGGUCACAGUGUGUGGAGAUAUUCACGGACAGUUCUUUGACCUGAUGAAGCUGUUUGAGGUGGGCGGGUCUCCUGCUAACACGCGGUACCUGUUUUUGGGUGACUACGUGGACCGGGGCUACUUCAGCAUCGAGUGCGUGCUGUAUCUGUGGGCUCUGAAAAUCCUCUACCCAAAGACGCUGUUUCUUCUGAGAGGGAACCAUGAAUGUAGACACCUGACCGAAUACUUCACCUUCAAACAAGAAUGUAAGAUCAAGUAUUCGGAGCAGGUGUACGACUCAUGUAUGGAGGCCUUUGACUGCCUGCCCCUCGCUGCUCUCAUGAACCAACAAUUUCUGUGCGUUCAUGGAGGACUCUCCCCUGAAAUACACACACUGGACGACAUCAAGAAGUUGGACCGGUUUAAGGAGCCCCCAGCCUUUGGGCCCAUGUGUGACCUGCUUUGGGCCGACCCUCUGGAGGACUUUGGGAACGAAAAAACUCAAGAGUAUUUUGGACACAAUACGGUCAGAGGCUGCUCAUACUUCUACAGUUAUCCGGCCGUGUGUGAAUUUCUUCAAACCAACAACCUACUGUCCAUUAUCAGAGCACACGAGGCCCAGGACGCAGGAUAUCGGAUGUACAGGAAGAGCCAGACCACAGGUUUCCCUUCUCUCAUCACAAUCUUUUCCGCUCCCAACUAUUUAGACGUCUACAACAACAAAGCUGCUGUGUUGAAGUACGAGAACAAUGUGAUGAACAUUCGUCAGUUUAACUGCUCUCCUCACCCGUACUGGCUCCCCAACUUCAUGGACGUCUUCACCUGGUCCCUGCCCUUCGUCGGGGAGAAGGUGACGGAGAUGCUGGUGAACGUCCUCAGUAUUUGUUCAGACGAUGAGCUUAUGAACGACGGAGAUGAAAUUUAUGACGCCAGUGCAGCGGCCGCCAGGAAAGAGGUGAUCAAAAACAAGAUCAGAGCAAUCGGGAAAAUGGCCAAGAUGUUCUCAGUCUUACGGCAAGAGAGUGAGAAUGUUCUGACCCUCAAAGGUCUAACCCCGACUGGAAUGCUGCCCAGUGGAGUUUUAUCUGGAGGCAAACAGACUCUGCAGAGUGCCACCAUUGAGGCCAUAGAAGCCAUCGAGACAGUGAAGGACGCUGAAGCGAUCCGAGGCUUCUCCCCUCAGCACAGAAUCAGCAGUUUUGAAGAGGCGAAAGGACUGGACCGAAUCAACGAACGAAUGCCCCCAAGACGAGAUGCGGUCAACUCUGUGGGCUUGUCUAUGGGCAGAAUGAACAUGGCAGAGCCCAAUGGAACAGACAACAACAGCAAUAUACAGUGAUACACAUACACACACAUAUAUAGUGUACAUAAGCAUAUAACACAAUACUAAUAGGCUACACUUGAGAAUAUAGCCCUCCCCAUUGUAAAAGGUGUGAGCUCAAAUGGACCUCUCUACGGGCUACGCUAAUGGACUACAACUCCCAGAGGACUACAAAUCCCAGAGGACAGAGGGCUCACCUGUUUAUGCGGAACGUUGUGGCAUGAGUAAACUGUGUCUGGUGGAAUGUUGUGUCGAAAUGGAGGCUGCACAGUUCCUAAAACAGGAAAAAACUGGAAUAUUUUGGGUUGUGGAUAAUUCUGCCUGCGUGCGUGCAAUGCUUAACCAUGUAAAUGUGUGUGCAGUUAUACAUAUACAUAUUAUAUAUAUUUGGAAAAGUGUGUUUUUUCUUCUUUUCUCGCUGGAGCGCGGGAAAACAAGACAUAUGGACAAUAUGAAUCUGAGCCUAUAGUUUUAUUAUACUAGGAGGACAAUGAAUUUUGUUUUUGUAGACACUGGACCCAUGGAAAUGAGUGGAUUUUCUUUAGACCACCUUUAGACCCCCUUAAAUCUUGGUUUAGAACUCAGUUAGACCGGUCUGAACGUGUUGUGGUCCUGGGACAGUCUCAGAGGAGGAUUUUGCCAUUGUAUAUGGAGCAGAACAUUGGUAGUACUCAUCAAUAUUUCCUUUUUAACUAACAUAUGCAAACUCUAUAUUAAGGAAAACUAAUUAAAUAUGUCACCAAGAGACAAACAUAGCUUUAUUAUUAAAGAUUUUACCAUCUGAGUGCUGGUUUGGAGCGCAAACAACACACAAAAGAAGGUUGCUAAAGGUUGUUAAAGAAACUACCGUAUAUGAAGUUAAGGUAGAAUAAACUGAUUGAGGGUGCAUUCGUGUUUCAAAGGAAUCCGACACUCUCCCCAUUACAUUUUAGUAUUUAAUCAAACUCUUCGCUGGGGUACACAACAUGUUUUUGUAAAUGAAAAAAAUGUUAUGUUACCCCUCAAAAUUGUAAAAGCAGCACAUUUUUAUUUUAUUCCUUGUGAACCCGGAAAAAAGCGCACUCUGAUUGGCUGUGCGUGGCGGUCCAGCCACUUCCAUUUUGCUGAAAAUGCUGUUCUAAUUCUGCCCCUAAAAUAUUAAUGAUGUGCCAAAGGGCUUGUGAGAUUUACAUGUUAGAUUUAAAUACCUACCUCCGUCUGCGGUGUGAAAAUCAGGUACUCCAGCUUUAAAAGUACUUCUGUAAACCCAGGCCUGCUUAGUUGCUCUAGGGUAAAUUUGUCCCAUGCUUCAGUCUCUCUGGAGUUUAACUUGGAUAGUUCUAUCCAGAUCUGUUCCAAGAUCUUGGUCAAGCGUACCUAGCAGGAGGAAAGUGAGUUGUUUUUAUGAUUACAAAAUUAGCAUAGAUUUUCACUUUUCUAGUUUAUCACAGUGUAAAAAUCUAGGGCAUUGUUCAUUCACCCUGUAGUGGUUAGCUGCUAGUGUAGUCACAGCUGCCCUGGAGCUGAGUAACAGAAAUAUGGCUACAAAAUAGCACCAUUGACAUCUCCAAGCUUCACUAAAUCAACAUUAACACACCAUUCAUACAUAGAGAAGGUGGGAGAGAUGUCUUGCCAACUACACAAUAGUUCGGACUGGUCUGAUCCAGGAUAGAACUGUUGAUCCUUGGGUAUAAGAGCGAGCGCUUUAACCACUAAGCCACUAAGCCAUUUACUUUAUUUUAUAGUGCAUUUGCCCAAACAAUUCAAUUCAAUUCAUUUAUUUUUGUAACGCCCAAAAUCACAACAACAGUUGUCUCGAAGGGCGUUCAUGUUUUGGUUGAUGGGGGAAACCGGAGGAAACCCAUCCAGACACGGGGAGAAACAUGCAAAACUCCACACAGAAAGGCCUGGGCGACCCGGAGAUCGAACCAAACCCUCUUGCUGUGAGGCAUGAGUGUUGCCACUCAGCCACCGUGCUGCCUACACACAAAAACAAAACAACAGAAAAAAACAACAAAACAACAGAAAAAAUCAGAUCAAAUCAAACAAAACUCAAAAUCCUCACCUUUCUCUUAUCUGUCCCUGGACCAGUCUGCUUAGUCGGUGUGAGUGUAAAUAUGAAGUUUUUCCUUGCACAUUAUCAAAUAUGCAGUACGUGCAGUAGUCCAACGCGCCUGUAUCCAUGCACCCAUCCUUCUCUGGGCCCAUAGGUGGCGCUGUCCGCUCACAUGACAACGAUGACGGCUGGGAAUCCUCUAGUUUAGAUUUAAAUGACUGAGAAAGUGAAAAAGGUCUUUGUAAAGCAUUUAAAAACUCCUCGGUGCAUGCAUGACUUCAGUUCUUUGAUAAAACGUGACAAUUUCUGUUUGUUCAAAUGUGCUGCGUGUGUCACUACUAUCGUAAGGAUUACUUUCUCUCAUUUGGCUCAAUAUGAAGUUAUUUAUUUUGUACAUAACAUUUUUGUAUUCAUUUUGUGUUCUUUCAAUCAUUGGACACUGUAUAGACUUGACUGUAUGCUACUGCCCCUUUCCUCCCUUCAAUGUUCCCUCUACUACUUUGUACAUGAAUUGUUUUAAAAAAAUAUGAAUAAUAUUGAUAAACUAUAAAUAUAUAUACAGUAAUUAUCUUAAUGAAUGACCUUAUAUUAUAUUGUAAACGGCAGAGGGCAGCCAUAAGCAUGAUUUGCAUGGUUAAAAACUUGAAAGAUCCUGGAUUGGUUGCCAUGUAUACUGACAGUUCCUCUUGUUACCAUGGAGAUUAUAAUUAUAUUUAUGAUAUAAUGGACGUUUUCUUGAUAUCUUAAGCCAGUAACACUUUCUAUCUCGCUCUCUUUGGUUCAUUAUAUUGUGCUUCUUUGAGAGACCCUCCUCAAAGCCCUGUGCCAUAGAAAUUGUGCCAUGAUUUAUUUCAUUUUUGUACAAUUUUAAAGUGCAUAUGACACAUUUAUAUUGAUGUUUAUAUUUUACUAAAACAAAUCUUGCUUCAUUUUUUCCUAUAGUUUGACAGUUUUCGGUUAACUGUUACCUGCAACCAUAAUGUUAACUUGUCUAAAUUACACAAUUGUCAUGAUUAGGUACAGAGAGAUGACAACGCCUUUAUUUUGUUUAAUUAAUGUUUAAAAUAUCAGAAAUAGACAUAAAUUGUCUGUAACUUUUGGUUGGAAAUUGAUAGACAGAGGCGGGUGCUUUUUUGAACCCAGCACUACUUUCUGUACUUUUCAACUUUUAUUUUUCAACUUUUCUUCACAAACUGCCACUUGGCUGAACUAAAACUAUAAUUUAUAUUUACCAUAGAAACUAUUCCACCAAACAAAAUGAUACCUGUCAAAAGCCUGUCAUAUGCACUUAAAAAAAAAAUUUCUUGUUAUAAUUGACUUGAGUUUUUCCCCGCAGUUUUUCCGUUUGGCUCCCAGUCACUAACACUGUACGCAUGCCCCACGGGACGAUACACUUUUUUACUCUUGAAUAAAAUAUGCAUGAAGCUUU